This is a messenger RNA of Menidia menidia (Atlantic silverside), 1881 nucleotides long. The record is from the annotation of a GenBank genome assembly. NCBI's taxonomy places the organism in Eukaryota, Metazoa, Chordata, Actinopteri, Atheriniformes, Atherinopsidae.
AUGCGCUUGGAGCUGACUAACGGGAUUCUCGCGAGAAUCUCGGACGUCAUCAUGGCGGUGCUCCUUGAAACCACUCUUGGUGAUAUUGUGAUUGAUUUGUUUACGGAGGAAAGGCCUAAAACUUGCCUAAACUUUCUGAAAUUAUGCAAGAUAAAAUAUUACAACUACUGCCUCAUCCACAAUGUGCAGAGAGAUUUCAUCGUGCAGACUGGAGAUCCCACUGGAACGGGUCGUGGAGGAGAAUCUAUCUAUAGCAAACUGUACGGAGACCAGGCUCGUUUUUUCGAUGCAGAGAAGACGCCUCGCAUUAAGCACAGGAAGAGGGGGACCGUGUCCAUGGUGAACAAUGGAACUGAUCAGCAUGGAUCUCAGUUCCUCAUUACCGCUGGGGAGAACCUGAACUACCUAGAUGGAGUACACACUGUGUUUGGAGAAGUCACCGAAGGGAUGGAGGUCUUGACCAAAAUAAAUGAGGCCUUUGUUGACAAGGAUUUCAUCCCCUUUCAGGAUAUCAGGGCGACCACCUCCUCCGAGUCGCUGUACAGCCGAUUUUGGCUGACCAUCACCCGGCAUCAAGAUCGUUCCAACAACAGGGUAAAUACGUACUGGCUGCGCAUGCGCUUGGAGCUGAGUAACGGUAAUCUCGCGAGAAUCUCGGACGUCAGCAUGGCGGUGCUCCUUGAAACCACUCUUGGUGAUAUUGUGAUUGAUUUGUUUACGGAGGAAAGGCCUAAAACUUGCCUAAACUUUCUGAAAUUAUGCAAGAUAAAAUAUUACAACUACUGCCUCAUCCACAAUGUGCAGAGAGAUUUCAUUGUGCAGACUGGAGAUCCCACUGGAACGGGUCGUGGAGGAGAAUCUAUCUAUAGCAAACUGUACGGAGACCAGGCUCGUUUUUUCGAUGCAGAGAAGACGCCUCGCAUUAAGCACAGGAAGAGGGGGACCGUGUCCAUGGUGAACAAUGGAACUGAUCAGCAUGGAUCUCAGUUCCUCAUUACCGCUGGGGAGAACCUGAACUACUUAGAUGGAGUACACACUGUGUUUGGAGAAGUCACAGAAGGGAUGGAGGUCUUGACCAAAAUAAAUGAGGCCUUCGUUGACAAGGAUUUCAUCCCCUUUCAGGAUAUCAGGAUAAACCACACGGUGAUCCUGGAGGACCCCUUUGAUGACCCUGCCGGCCUGCCCGUGCCAGAUCGAUCACCUGAGCCCACCAAAGAGCAGCUGGAUAGUGGCCGUAUUGGAGCAGACGAAGACAUAGAUGACACGGAGGGAAAAGCCGCAGAGGAACUGGAGGAGAGACUGAAGGAGAAAGAAGCCAAAACCCAGGCCAUCCUCCUGGAGAUGGUGGGAGAUCUCCCCGACGCAGAGGUGAGGCCUCCAGAGAACGUCCUGUUUGUGUGCAAGCUGAACCCAGUAACCACCGACGAGGACCUGGAAGUCAUCUUCUCCCGCUUCGGGAGCAUAAAAAGCUGUGAGAUCAUCAGAGACUGGAAAAGUGGGGAUUCCCUUUGCUAUGCUUUUAUUGAGUUUGAAAAGCAAGAAGACUGUGAGAAGGCUUAUUUCAAAAUGGACAACGUGCUCAUCGAUGACCGACGCAUUCAUGUAGACUUCAGCCAGUCAGUCUCAAAGAUCAAAUGGAAGGGGAAAGGUGGGAAGUACACUAAGGACGACUUCAAAGACUAUGAGAAAGACGUGGAGAACAGGUCAAAACUGGCUCUAAAGGAUCAAGUCAAGCCUAAACACGAUUCCAAGUAUGACCUGCUGAUUGAGGAGGAAGGAGAGACAACAAACCAUCAGCACCUGGGGAAGAAGCACAAAGAGAAGAGGCACCGUCAUUCAGACGAUGAGAGCAGCAAAAAGUCCAAAAAGCACAGGAGCUAA